AUGUUGAAUUGUAAAAGUGAAGAAAGUAAUUUUGAUGAAAAUGAUUUUUCAUCAAUAAUUGGAUCAAGUCUUCGAAAUGUUAUUGAAAAAAGUGUAACAGAUCUUGUAUUACCUUAUAGAAUCUUAUCUCUUUCACAUUUAUCAUCAUGGAAUACAUUUCAAAAAGAUAUUACUCAAAUUUUAAAACGAAAUUCAACAACAAAUGAAGAUUUUAUUCUUCUGAAUUAUUUUGAUUCUCAUAGAAAUUAUUUUAAUGAAAAACAAAAAGAAAAACAUUCGUAUUUUCAAUCUUUAAUUAAUUAUCCAAUGAAUUUUAUUCCAAUAAAAUCAGAUUUUGAUCGUUUAUGUCAAUUCAUGUAA
Molecule: messenger RNA, 360 nt
Organism: Adineta steineri
Lineage: Eukaryota; Metazoa; Rotifera; Eurotatoria; Adinetida; Adinetidae
Source: the annotation of a GenBank genome assembly